This is a messenger RNA of Boeremia exigua, 3728 nucleotides long. RefSeq lists its product as uncharacterized. The record is from RefSeq and is a predicted model, not a curated record. Gene Ontology annotation, molecular function: protein heterodimerization activity; sphingomyelin phosphodiesterase activity. The transcript is spliced from 6 exons. NCBI's taxonomy places the organism in Eukaryota, Fungi, Ascomycota, Dothideomycetes, Pleosporales, Didymellaceae. Gene Ontology annotation, biological process: DNA-templated transcription initiation. Gene Ontology annotation, cellular component: transcription factor TFIID complex; cytoplasm. Bases 161 to 3457 code for a protein of 1098 amino acids.
GGUGUUGAAAGUUAGCAGUAGAACGCGGAUUCCCUGUGUUCUGCCCGCAAGCGCGUAGGCGGUGAAGAGAGGCACAGGGGACCCCUGCUUGUGACGUGCCUCGGUCUGUGUACCUGAUGGUGCAUCGCCAAAUAAUUCCAUCUCCUGAACAAUUACCGCCAUGAUUCCCCCUGAGAAACCGACAAGUCUGCGAGUCCUAUCGCUCAAUUGCUGGGGCCUCAAGUUUAUAUCUACACUCCGCAAUGAGCGCUUGACUGAGAUUGGCCGCCAAAUUGCCGCUGCAGAUCCUCGUCCAGACAUUGUCGGCCUCCAAGAAUGCUGGACACAGCAGGACUAUGAAGCCAUUCGCGAUCUCACCAAAGAGAUACUGCCGUAUGGAAAGUUUUAUCAUAGCGGCUGCUUUGGAGGCGGGCUUGCCAUCCUAUCCAGAUGGCCAAUUGAAGAGAGCAACAUGGUGCGGUAUCCGCUCAACGGACGACCUGCUGCUUUUUACCGUGGAGACUGGUUCGUCGGCAAGGGUGUUGCGUGUGCACGCAUACGCAUAGGGCCGGCUUCUAAAGACGUGGCAGAAGUCUUCACUACGCACCUUCAUGCACCGUACGAAGCCGAACCGCACGAUUCUUACAUCUGCCAUCGAACGGCCCAGGCAUGGGAAAUAGCAAAACUCAUGCGUGCAGCUGCCGAGCGCGGGCAUUUGGUCAUCGGCAUGGGAGACUUCAACAUGGUCCCCCUUUCGCUGGCGCACCGCAUUGUCGAGACACACGCUCCUGUGAAGGAUGUAUGGCGCAUCCUCCACCCCGAUUCGUCGCACGGCGCAGCGAAAGACAAAGUGGAGCAGCUACGCGGCGUUCCCAUGCCAAAUGCCGAGUUCAAUCUCACAACGAAUGGCACGACGUGUGACAGCGCCUUCAAUUCGUGGAGAUGGAACGAAGCACACAAGAAGCGGCUGAAAAGGGGCGAGAACGUGCAGAUAGACCCUGCCGUGGACGACCCCAGCGCAAAGCGACUCGAUUACAUCUUCUUCAGCAGCGCACGACACCAUGAUGCAAACACGGGAGAGGAGACCGCUGAGUGGGAGCUUGAGCAGGCAAACGUUGGCAUGACUAUGCGCCAUCCAACGCUACACUGCUCGCUCAGCGAUCAUUUUUCUGUCGAGUGCACGUUGACAAGGAAGGAUAAUCCCCACGCCGCGCACGCUUCCGACGUCGUCAAUCGAUACCUACCUAUUGAGACGUACGAAGAGAUCAUAGCAACACUGGUCAAAUACAUGGACCGUCAACGAUUGCAGCGUAAGUUGCGCAUUGGGCACUUCUUCUUCCAACUUUCUGUGUGGGUCGCCUGCAUGAUUGGAGUCUGGUGGUCGCCGCACAACUAUGUAUCUUUCAUAUUAAUGCUGUUGAGCUCGUUGGGGCUGGGUGUUGGUGUCAUUGAUGGAUUGAUGGGCUUGCUGUUUGGCGGCAGCGAGAUGAGGGCGCUGAAGGAGUUUGAGUGGGAGCGACACUCCCACAAACGUCAAAAAAGGCGCAAGGCCCCCCAGAGCUGCGCAACAGCGACCGACCCCAUCAUGAGCAGCUCCCAGCCCCAAGCAGCUGGCGCUGGCCAGCAGCAGCAACAAGGCCCAAAGCUGCUCAAAGCUGACGAUAUACUUAGGCUGCACUGUCUGACGGAAGAUGAGAAGCAGAAGUAUAGGAUACUCAUGCAAAACACCUGGAAUAUGUUCAACAAUGCUGCCGCAGGCAGUCCAGAGCAGGCUCAGGCGCGUCAGACAUUGCAGCAGUUCUCCCAGAAGUUCAUCGCUAGAGAGCGCGCACAUAGAGCAAAGGUCCAGCAGCAACAGCAGGGCGGGCAAGGACAGUCUGGUCAGCCAAACGCAGGCGCACAGCAGAACUCGGUCAAGCAGGAAGGGCAGGGGAGUGCUGGAGAAGCCGCUGCGAAUCAACAGCAGCCGUCGCAACCGCAGAAUCAAGGCCAGCAGCGACCACAGAACCCCUCUUUUCCGUUUACGCUGCCACUGAACUUCACAUUGGGCACCCCUGAUGCCGAUACAAAGCUCAAGGAAUAUAAGAAUGGAUACCUCAACAUGAUCCAGGCGCAGAUACAGGAGCGAGGAAAGAGCGGGCAAGAGGUACCACAAGAACUGACGAAUGCCAAGAACAAGGUCGAGGAGGAGUAUUACCGCAUGAAGGCUCAGAUCGAGAAGUUUCGCGGCCUGCAGAAACAGUGGAAAGACGAGCGAGCUGGUCAAGGGCAGGGUGCACAGCCUACACAGCCCCAGCAAAAUCCAUCGCAGCAGCAGCAGCAGCAGUCACAGCCGCAGCAGCCACAACAAGCUCAACAGUCACAGCAGUCUCAGCAGCCGCAGCCGCAACGACAGCCUUCACUUUCGGGACCGAGCGGCCAGCCUGCAGUGAAGGAGGAGCCGCAGAUAAAGAUCGAGGGCGGGCUGCCGCAACUGCCGCAAACGCAGCAACUGCCGCAAUUCAACCAGCAGCCACCUCAGAACGCCCAACAACCGCAACAGCAACUUCAACAGCCACAACAACAGCAGCAGCAACCAAUGCAGCAGCAAGGGCAGUCACAACAACAAUUGCAGCGCCCACCACCAGCACCGCAUUCUCUUUCGAUGCCUCAACAUCAAUUUCAACAGCAAGGACAACAAGGACAGCAAGGACAGCCACAGCAGCCUCAGUUGCCGCAGCAAGGACAGGCUCGACCGCAGAUCAACCCACACCAGGCGAACAUGCAACAGCAGCAUCAGCAAAGCAACUCGCCGCACCCGCAGUCCGCGACGGGCAACGGUCCUCCAGUCCCGCUUUCUCACCAAGCUGCUGUCAGCGCCGCAAACCGCUCCUACACAGACCCUGCGCGGUCCAACACGCCCAUGCAAGGCGGUCCAGCAGGCAACUUCCAUGCGCCUGGCAGUCGCGAGCGCGAGCAGCUCAAUAACCCCAAGAUGCCAAUCCCGCGCCAUCUGAACGUCACAUCACCCGUGCCUGUCAACAUGGGUCAGCAGCGACCAACUAUGAGCGGGCCGACCAACGGUGCACCGGGACCUAUGGGUCAGCCUGUGAUAUCAAGGCCGCCACCGUUCCAGCUUGAAGGCGAAGGUGAUCGCGUGCUCAGCAAGCGGAAAUUGGACGAGUUGGUGAGGCAAGUCACGGGCGGGAGUGAGGAGGCGCUGACACCAGAAGUUGAAGACGCGGUCCUCCAGCUCGCAGACGAUUUCGUUGACAAUGUCAUCUCCAACGCUUGCAAGCUGUCCAAGCUCCGCGACAGCCCGCAACUCGAUAUCCGCGACAUCCAGCACGUUCUUGAGCGCAGCUAUAACAUUCGCAUUCCAGGUUACGCAUCGGAUGAGGUGCGCACAGUGAGGAAGAUUGUGCCGGCGGCCGGGUGGGUGGACAAGAUGAAGGCGGUCAACGCAGCGAAGGUUAUGGGUGGAAAGACCGACUUUUAAAGGGUGGAACAGACUCCAGGGAGCUUAACCUGUUGAGCGGAUGAGACUCGAGGAGGAUAUAGGGCUGGUGAAAAUAUUUGGCAGGAACAAGGCUAUCUGGAAUUCUUGGUCGAUGGUGGAGGAGUAUUGUAAUGCACGGGUUGCACAGCAGCUCAAAGAUUCUUACGAUUUGAUGCACAGAGAGGAUUUAUUACCUCUGGAAUACAAAAGGCUAUUCCUUUCCCACGUGCACGCAUUCACAAUGCAAAAAGGUCGAGGCAUAUGCACCGCU